Messenger RNA from Copidosoma floridanum, 732 nucleotides. It is a transcript of the gene snRNP-U1-C, whose product is annotated as small ribonucleoprotein particle U1 subunit C. The record is from RefSeq and is a predicted model, not a curated record. Gene Ontology annotation, cellular component: U1 snRNP; nucleus. Gene Ontology annotation, molecular function: pre-mRNA 5'-splice site binding; zinc ion binding. Gene Ontology annotation, biological process: mRNA splicing, via spliceosome; spliceosomal snRNP assembly; mRNA 5'-splice site recognition. NCBI's taxonomy places the organism in Eukaryota, Metazoa, Arthropoda, Insecta, Hymenoptera, Encyrtidae.
UUGUAGUUCAGUUGUUUACUUUCUGACAAAUUAAGUUUUACAAACAAAUUUUCACCCCAUCUAACUUAUAAAAAUUGAAUGUUUCCUAUUUCAAACUGAGUUCUUGUAAAAAAAAGUCAAUCACAACUACGAAUUAACCUCAAUGUGUGUUGAAAAACAUAAUUAUACUUUACACAAGUAAGUUUAGUAGUUGAUCAUGCCGAAAUAUUACUGUGAUUACUGCGACACAUACUUGACACACGAUUCGCCCAGUGUGAGAAAAACUCACUGUCAAGGGCGUAAACACAAGGAUAAUGUCAAAUAUUUUUAUCAAAAAUGGAUGGAGGAGCAGGCACAACAUCUUAUCGAUGCUACAACAGCAGCCUUCAAAGCUGGAAAAAUUUCAUCUAAUCCAUUUGCUCCAAAUAAAGGUGCUGCCAUACCACCGCCACCAAGUCUAGCUGGCCAAACUGGUGUACCACCUCCCAACCAAAGGCCACCUGGAAUGCCAGGAAUGAUGCCUCCUCCAGGAAUGCAUCCUGGGUCAAUGAUGAUGGGACCACACGGACCAAUGCCUCCUCCUCCAAUGAUGGGUAUGCGGCCACCCAUGAUGGGCCCAAUGAAUCCAAUGGGUCAUAUGAUGGGACCAAUGGGACCUUUAGGUUCUAUGAGACCACCAGGGCCUCCACCUCCAGGUAUGGCCCCUCAACAAAUGAAAAAAUAAUUGUCCGCAAAAAAAUUUUAAACUUUCAA